Otolemur garnettii (small-eared galago) is the source of this 1688-nucleotide messenger RNA. RefSeq names its product pyridoxamine 5'-phosphate oxidase (gene PNPO). The transcript is spliced from 7 exons. The record is from RefSeq and is a predicted model, not a curated record. Gene Ontology annotation, biological process: pyridoxine biosynthetic process; pyridoxal 5'-phosphate biosynthetic process. Gene Ontology annotation, molecular function: FMN binding; pyridoxamine phosphate oxidase activity. Lineage: Eukaryota; Metazoa; Chordata; Mammalia; Primates; Galagidae. The coding region runs from base 146 to 931 and encodes 261 amino acids.
UUCCGAGGACUUGGGACCUGUUAGCUUGGCUGGAAGACUGGCAAAUUCGUCCUUCCUCGGUGUAGAUACCCGGACUGAGAAAUUGGUUCCGAAUCCAACGGAACCCAGCGCUGGGCUACGCCGUGUCACGUGGCCGGCGGCCCCCAUGACGUGGGGGUUGCGGGGCGUCUUUACGACGUUCCGGAGACCUGCCGAGUGGGCAGCCCACAUCCGUCGCCUGUGUAGUCGCGGUGCUGCCAUGGACUUGGGACCCAUGCGCAAGAGUUACCGCGGAGACCAAGAGGCAUUUGAGGAAACUCAUCUGACCUCUCUGGACCCAAUGAAACAGUUUGCUGCCUGGUUUGAGGAGGCUGUUCAGUGUCCUGACAUAGGGGAAGCCAAUGCCAUGUGUCUGGCUACCUGUACCAGAGAUGGAAAACCAUCUGCCCGCAUGUUGCUGCUGAAAGGUUUUGGCAAAGAUGGCUUCCGCUUCUUCACUAACUUCGAGAGUCGAAAAGGAAAAGAGCUGGACUCUAAUCCCUUUGCUUCCCUUGUCUUCUACUGGGAGCCCCUUAACCGUCAGGUGCGUGUGGAAGGCCCUGUGAAGAAGCUGCCCGAGGAGGAAGCUGCAAGCUACUUCCACUCUCGCCCCAAGAGCAGCCAGAUUGGGGCUGUGGUCAGCCACCAGAGUUCUGUGAUCCCUGAUCGGGAGUAUCUGAGAAAGAAAAACGAGGAACUGGAGCAGCUCUACCAAGAUCAAGAAGUGCCUAAGCCAAAAUACUGGGGUGGCUACAUCCUGUACCCACAGGUGAUGGAGUUCUGGCAAGGCCAGACCAACCGCCUGCAUGACCGCAUUGUCUUUCGGAGGGGCCUCUCAAUAGGAGAUUCCCCUUUGGGGCCAAUGACUCACCGUGGGGAGGAAGACUGGCUCUAUGAGAGACUUGCACCUUGACUCUGGAUCUGCCAGGUGCUGAGGUCAGGUGCUGAGAGGGUGUGAGAUUGGGAACCAGGCCCUUCUACACUCAACCCAUUUCCCUCCUCACCCUAUAGUUAACUCUGCAGAGCACAUCCUCCAAGGUGUCUGUACUUAGUUGGCUCUCAGUUAGCUGAUCAAAUGGAGUGUAACAGUGUCACAGAGAAUCACAAAUGGGAAAUAAUCCCAUAAUUAUUUUCUUAAAGUUGCACAUGAUUUAUUGGAAUAGCUCCCUCUAGGGGUAGCAGCUGGUGUAUAGGCAUCACCAGCUGUUACCAUGUCAGCCAUGGUAGCCAAAGCUGAUUGGUUCCUUUGUAGGUACCUGCCGCCAUCUAGCCAAUCAGAUUGUCUUAUUGAUAAUUUGAAAUUUGGCCAAUGGAUGGUUCACACCUACAAACCCAGCAUUUUUAGAGGCUCAGGCAGUAGGAUUCGUGGAGUGUAGGAGUUCAAGACCAGCCUAGGCAGCAAGACCAGCCUAGGCAGCAUACCCUGUCUCUAAAAAAAAAAAAAUUGGAAUUUGAAAUGCAGAGAUCCAAAUCCUUGUGAGUCAUUAUAGCCAAGUCAUUAAUGUCAACCAAGAAGCAACAGCCUCUGGCUGCUGCUGUUGCAAUUCCCUGAACCACCCUGAUUCCCUCCUUCCCAAGUCUGUGUUGUGCAAUCCUCUUCUUGCCUCAAAACACACCCCACUAUCUCUGUAAACUUUAUUUUUUUUUUGACUUAAACUAGCUGAAAUUGA